AUGUCUACAAGCACAAAUGAAGAAAAAAUAGAAGAUAAAGUUAAUAAUAACGAAAAAGCAAACCCCGUCGAAGAUGAGCUUAAUAACAAAUUGAAAAAUCGUCUACGUAGUUACAUUAAAAAACUAGAAGAAACUAAUGCAAUUACAACAAAAGAAGAAAGCGAGAAAAUUGAAGUUGAAACAUUCAAGCAGCUGUAUAAACCAAAACUGGAAGGCAAUCAAGAGUCAUACAAAAAAAUACCUAAAUUUUACUUCAAACUGCCACGGACAGAUGAAGUGCUAGCACAAAAACUUAGGGAGGAAACUAGAGCUCAGUUUCUUCAAAAGAAAAGCAAAGAACUAUUAGAUAACAGCGAGCUCAAGCAUUUAUGGAGUCUAUUAGAGAAAUCUAAUGAAAAGAUUAGAGAUGAGGCUGGGCCUAAAUAUAGGCCUUAUUUCACAGCAGAAGUGUUUGGUCGCUUACAAGCUGCUGAAGGUGGUGUAGGCAAAGUCCGAGGUGUUUCACUUUUCAAUUACGUUAUGAGAAGGGUGUGGCUGCAGCAGACAAGGAUUGGGCUUUCAUUAUAUGAUGUUACUGGACAAGGAUAUCUUACUGAACAUGAUUUAGAAAGCUAUAUUGCAGAACUGGUGCCGUCUCUGGCAGCUUUAGAUGGCUUAGACUCAUCGUUUAGCUCUUUCUAUGUGUGUACCGCAGCUAGGAAGUUCUUAUUCUUUCUUGACCCACUGAGAGUUGGACGUGUGAGAAUUCGGGAUGUCCUGUCAUGUUCAUUCUUAGAUGACUUACUUGAGCUGCGCGAGGAAGACCUGCCCAUGGAAUUGCAAGAACAGAACUGGUUCAGCGCAGCGUCCGCUUUGCGCGUCUAUGGACAGUAUUUGAACUUGGAUAGAGACCACAACGGCAUGCUGAGCAUAAAUGAGCUGGCCGGCUACGGAUCUGGUACGCUGACGCGCGCGUUCCUGCAACGAGUGUUCCAGCAAUGUCUGACCUACGACGGCGAAAUGGACUACAAGACCUACCUCGACCUGGUACUGGCCCUGGAGAACAGGAAGCAACCGGCCGCGCUCGCCUACCUGUUCAGGGUGCUCGACAUCAACUCACAGGGAUACCUGGACGCCUUCACGCUGAACUAUUUCUUCAAGGCUAUCCAGGAGCAGAUGGUCGCGCACGGCGCCGACCCGGUCAACUUCGAGGACGUGAAGGACGAGAUCUUCGACAUGGUGCGGCCCGAGCACCCAGCGCGCAUCACGCUGCAGGACCUGGUGCGCAGCGGGCACGGCCACACCGCCGUCUCCAUCCUGCUCGAGCUGCAUGGCUUCUGGGCUGCAGCGACGCCCGACAGUGCAACGCCGCCGGACAGUGCAACGCCGCCGGACAGUGCAGCGACGCCUGACAGUGCAACGCCGCCCGACAGUGCCACGCCGCCGGACAGUGCAACGCCGCCUGACUGCGCAACGCCGCCUGACAGCGCAACGCCGCCUGACAGCGCAACGCCGCCUAACAGCGCAACGCCGCCUGACAGCGCAACGCCGCCUGACAACGCAACGCCGCCUGACAGCGCAACGCCGCCUAACAGCGCAACGCCGCCUGACAGCGCAACGCCGCCUGACAGCGCAACGCCGCCUAACAACGCAACGCCGCUUGACAGCGGAUGCGCUGCGGCUUGGCUUGGACGUGGCAGCGCUGUGACCACUCCGACGAGAAGCGGG
This is a messenger RNA of Iphiclides podalirius (scarce swallowtail), 1707 nucleotides long. The record is from the annotation of a GenBank genome assembly. NCBI's taxonomy places the organism in Eukaryota, Metazoa, Arthropoda, Insecta, Lepidoptera, Papilionidae.